AUGUCCCAACCAACCCUGCCUAUGGAAACCGAUGAUGACGAGGCGACAACAAGCCGCCCCGCCACACAACAGCAAGGCCGACCAAGGUCGACAUCCCCGCAGCUCCAAUUCAGAACCGCGGUGAUGCCACAGGCCCUACAGCAACCACCACCACCACCGAUCGCGAUACGAUCAAUGGCGGCCCCAGCGAUCGCAACUACAUUGACGACCACAGCACCCACGGGUGCUGGGAAUGCAGCAGUGAUGCUGCCACCACCGCCGAUCCUGACAGUGAUGGAAUGGUGGGUCUCUUUUGGGACCCACCAGUUCACGCUAUACCACACAGAGGUGUGCACUGUGUGCUACAGCUACCUCCAACAUAUUGCAAUGGCACGCAACACGGCCCUCUAUCAGGAAGCCCACACAGAUGCGCUCAAUGCUGAGCAGCACCUGUUCUGGGAGCACUUCCAGACCUACACGGCCUCAGAAGGGGGAGGACAUGGUGAUGUUCCCAUGCAGCAACACAACACGAAGCUGCAAGCGCAACUCCAUGCGGCGGAAACAGAAGCAACCACACAGCGACGACAGAUCGACGACCUACUAAGGGAGCGUGAACACCUCCUCAGGCAGAUCGUGUCAAGUUCCCGACCUCGAUCGCCCCCGGACUAUUGCGGGUGA
This is a messenger RNA of Sparassis crispa, 657 nucleotides long. RefSeq lists its product as hypothetical. Bases 1 to 657 code for a protein of 218 amino acids. NCBI's taxonomy places the organism in Eukaryota, Fungi, Basidiomycota, Agaricomycetes, Polyporales, Sparassidaceae. The record is from RefSeq and is a predicted model, not a curated record. The transcript has a single exon.